Cucumis melo (muskmelon) is the source of this 730-nucleotide messenger RNA. RefSeq lists its product as uncharacterized. Lineage: Eukaryota; Viridiplantae; Streptophyta; Magnoliopsida; Cucurbitales; Cucurbitaceae. The record is from RefSeq and is a predicted model, not a curated record. Gene Ontology annotation, biological process: ribosome biogenesis; maturation of SSU-rRNA; mRNA splicing, via spliceosome. Gene Ontology annotation, cellular component: precatalytic spliceosome; U4/U6 x U5 tri-snRNP complex; box C/D methylation guide snoRNP complex. The transcript is spliced from 5 exons. The coding region runs from base 154 to 540 and encodes 128 amino acids. Gene Ontology annotation, molecular function: RNA binding.
AUUUUGCUUAUUAUAUAUAGAAUAAAUUUUAAAGUAAAUUUGAAUCCAUAGCUCUCUCUAUCGCCGUUCUAAAACCCUAAUUUCAAAGUCUCAUCUCCUCCUCCAAAGUCCUCAAAAUCCUUCUUCUCUGCUUCCUUAAUCUUCAUACGAACAAUGACUGCAGAGCAAGUGAACCCCAAGGCGUACCCUUUGGCUGACGCUCAACUUACAAUCACCAUUCUUGAUCUUGUUCAACAAGCUACUAACUACAAGCAAAUCAAGAAGGGCGCCAAUGAAGCAACCAAGACGCUUAACAGAGGUAUAUCUGAGUUCGUCGUAAUGGCUGCGGAUACGGAGCCUCUUGAAAUCCUCCUACAUCUUCCUCUGUUAGCUGAGGAUAAGAAUGUGCCCUAUGUGUUCGUCCCAUCUAAGCAAGCACUUGGCCGAGCCUGCGGAGUUACAAGACCUGUUAUAGCUUGUUCUGUGACAACAAACGAAGGAAGCCAAUUGAAGUCGCAAAUACAGCAACUUAAGGAUGCGAUCGAGAAGCUUUUGAUUUGAAGAUGUAGGGAAUUGUGAUUUCGGUAUGAUGGGCUUCUUGGUUCAUAGUGGUUCGCUCCCUUAGAGGCUUUGACUGAUGUGAGUUGUGCAAGUAGAGGAAUAUGUGUAACAAAACACUACAAUUUUCUUUUUCAAGAGAUACGAUUUAUUUCAUUAAAAAUGAUAACGUGAUCCUUCAUUCUGUUUGCCA